Molecule: messenger RNA, 2994 nt
Organism: Colletotrichum chrysophilum
Lineage: Eukaryota; Fungi; Ascomycota; Sordariomycetes; Glomerellales; Glomerellaceae
Exons: 5
Coding region: 1-2994 (997 amino acids)
Biological process (GO): phosphatidylinositol phosphate biosynthetic process; phosphatidylinositol-mediated signaling
Cellular component (GO): cytoplasm; membrane
Molecular function (GO): 1-phosphatidylinositol 4-kinase activity
Source: RefSeq, a predicted model, not a curated record
AUGUCGUGGGACCUGCUCAAGCGAUUCCUUGAGUCCGACGUCUUCAACUCGAACCCUUUUCUCUCCGUCUCCUACCUAUCCCGGUAUGCCGACCAUGUGGGAAUUCACUAUGUCCUUUGCAACAAGCUGCGACAAUUCCCUUACGAGGACAUUGAAUUCUUCUUGCCGCAGCUAUGCCACCUUAUAAUUAGCGUCGACAAUGAGUCCAUGGCCCUGGAGGAAUUCCUCCUGGACCUGUGCGAGGAGUCUGUGACUGCCGCCCUCCUUACCUUCUGGCUCUUCCAAACCUACCUACACGACCUAUCAUCCAAUCCUCAAUCCAAGUCCUUUCAAACGUGUCGUAGGGUGUACAACAAGGUGCAGCACAUCGUAUUCGGUCUCCCAGAUGCCGCGCGGCAUGACAAGAUUAAGGAAAACAUCCUGCCAGUUACGGUUCUUGCAAGCUUCGUCUUGGCCAGUGUCGCGGUCCCUCUCGUCCCGCAUUGGGCGGGACCCCUCGCCGUUGCACAAGCCAGGAAGCCUCAACCAUCCGACGACCUGAUAUCCAACUCGCAAACACAGGACAACAACCCCAAGGUGACACGAUCCCAGACGGUGACGGCCGCGAGCAGCACAAGGUCCAAGCGUGCGAAAGAUGGCGGGCGCAUCACGAGCGCCCCGGAUCUUGUGAUUUCGAACUUGCCUCACCGGGCGACGGACCCGUCGCCAACGCCGUCGCGGCAGGGUUCAUCGGGCUCGAGGACUCCAGUAGAGGUCAAGAGGUUACCGUCACAUCUCGAGAUGAAGAACGCGGACGCCCGACUUAGUUCAUCCUCGCUGCCUCUUCCCGAGCUGCGGUCUCCACGGUUGGCCAUCACCCGGCCCGCAACUCCAGUGUCUGCAGGACUCCCGCCACGACCGAACGAUGCUCUCAACAGGAGACAUUCUCAUCACUUCAAGAGCAGUGCCGCCGGCGCCGAAUUGACACCUUUACAGAAGACGAGGCUUUUGCGACAACACUACUUCAGGUGCGAGACGCAGUUUUUGACGGCGCUCGAGGGGAUUUCGAACCGGCUAGUCAUUGUGCCGAAGCCUGCCCGCCUCAGUGCGCUUCGCGCGGAGCUGGCUCUCAUCGCACAGGAUCUUCCGGCCGAGGUGGAUGUUCCAGUCAUCUGCCCCCCGACGCUUGUUGAUGGCUCUCCGGCGAAGAGUAGACACCAUCGAAUUGUGCGCUUGAACCCGGGGGAAUCAACAGUUCUUAAUAGUGCGGAGAAGGUGCCAUAUCUACUUAUGGUUGAGGUGCUAAGGGAUGACUUCUCAUUCGAUCCAGAGACGCCAGACAACAAGAGGCUUUUGUCGACUUUGCUUACGGAGCAGGGCACCAAUCGACGCAUCUUCGACCUGUCUGACUCGCCGCGCAUACCCAUCGCGCCUAAAACUCCGGAGCCCGUCAUCGACAGUGUGUUCGAGCCCAUUUCCGGCGACCUGGGAAGCUCUCCUAUGCUGAAGCCAUUCGAUGAAGAUCCAUCUUCGAAGUUCCAAGCCAAACAGGUUUCGCCGGCGCAACCACAGCGUCUCCCAAGCGGCACUACCACGAUGUCAAGUACAAUUUCCGACAACAUGACCACUCCACGCAGCUCAGGCGCCUCUACCUCGAGAUCUAGCAGUCCCCCAGGCCCUCUCCGCAAGAUGACGCUAUCAGGCCGUGGUGCUCCAGCAGCCGAGCAGCCCGACUUUUCUGCACUCGCGACGCAUAUGCGCACAGCCUCACAAAUGUUGGCCCAGCUUGAGGCUACGAGCGGCAAGCGGCCAAGACAUGAGGUGCAAGCUAUCAGGGCAAAAAUCAUUGCGAGCAUGCAGAGUCUGGAGGAGCAGAGCUUCGAUAUGGAUGAGCAGGGUCCAACAUUUGACACGAUCAUGGCCAAGGCCUCUACUGCGCAGGCGGCGCAGGCUGCUGCCGUUGCACAAGUAAAUGCUGAGCCUGAGGUGGAGAGCGAAUCACCUAUUGAGCCAGGGGCCAAUGCCGGUGCUGGACUGGCGAGAAUGGAAAACGACAUCAAGACCGGUGGUAUCCAGACCAAGGGCGACCGUGACGAUCCGAGCGCAGCAGUCUUUGGUGAAGCCUGGGAGGCCAAGAAGGAGCGUGUCCGCAAGACCUCACCUUAUGGCUGGAUGAAGAACUGGGAUUUGGUUAGCGUCAUCGUGAAGACGGGGGCCGAUCUGCGUCAGGAAGCGUUCGCGUGCCAGUUGAUCGACGUUUGCCACAAGAUUUGGGUCGAUGCGAAGGUCAAUGUCUGGGUCAAGCUCAUGCGCAUUCUUGUCACGGGAGAAUCGUCGGGCUUGAUUGAGACGAUUACCAACGGCGUCUCAUUACACUCUAUCAAGAGAAGUCUGACUCUGUCAAUGGAGGCGGGCCCGGGCCAAAAACGUCGAUUCGCCACUCUCAGAGAUCACUUUCUCAAAGCGUUUGGUGCCGCAGAUAGCGAACCGUACAAGGCUGGAGUAGACGCCUUUAAGCGCUCGCUGGCCGCGUACAGUAUGAUAUCAUACAUCUUGCAGCUGAAGGACAGACAUAACGGUAAUGUCCUGAUCGACAGCGAGGGCCACAUCGUUCACAUCGACUUCGGCUUCAUGUUGUCCAACUCUCCGGGAUCCGUUGGCUUUGAAGCGGCGCCUUUCAAGCUGACACAGGAGUACAUUGAGGUGCUGGGAGGCAUCGGAUCUGAUGACUACGAAGACUACAAGAAGCUCUGCAAACAGGCUUUCCAAGCCUUGCGGCGGUCUGCGGAUAACAUCAUUGAUCUGGUGGCCAUGAUGGGACGUGACUCGAAGAUGCCCUGCUACUCUGCUGGCGUAGCCCAAGCUACGCACAACCUUCGCCAACGGUUCCAAUUGCAGCUCAGUGCGGACGAGGCGGAGCAGUUUGUCGAGACUGACUUGAUCGGCAAGUCUCUCGGCAGUUAUUACACGCGGCUCUACGACACCUUCCAGUAUAGAACGCAGGGCAUCUACUAG